This is a messenger RNA of Impatiens glandulifera, 1444 nucleotides long. RefSeq names its product E3 ubiquitin-protein ligase BRE1. Lineage: Eukaryota; Viridiplantae; Streptophyta; Magnoliopsida; Ericales; Balsaminaceae. Bases 1 to 1344 code for a protein of 447 amino acids. The record is from RefSeq and is a predicted model, not a curated record. The transcript has 15 exons.
AUGGAUUCCAAGCAUGCGUCUCUUGCCAGGAGAACGUUGGAAGAAAUCCGUCAAAAGAGAGCUGCGGAUCGAUUGAUCAAGGCCUCCUCUGGAUCUGAUCUAACCAAAGUCUCUAUCCCCAAUGAUGCUUCCGAUAUGAAAAAAACGGACAACGGAAGUCGGCUAUCGGAGAGCGACGUCAGUGGGCUUGUAUCCCAGCUGAAAGAUUUGCAGAAAAGAAACGCUCAAUUGGAAGAAGGAAAUAAGAACUUGACCAGUAAGCUUCUGGCUACAGAAACAGAAAAUGAGACAUUCAAGCGAAGUAUUACUGACCUGGAACAGAAGACUGUACCAUCCUUGAGGAAAGCUUUGAAAGAUGUUGCAAUGGAAAAAGAUGCUGCAGUUGUUGCAAGGGAGGAUCUGUCUGCCCAACUUCGCACAAUGAAAAAACGUCUCAAGGAAGCGGAAGAAGAGCAAUAUCGUGCUGAGGAAGAUGCUGCAGCUCUGAGAGCAGAACUGAAUAUGAUGCAGCAACAAUCGAUGAACACUUCAGUUAGUGGAAUAACAUCCUUUGGGUUUCCACAUGACAGCCUGCAAUCCACACAGAAGGAGCUUGAAAGUCUGAAAUUGCAGUUAGAGCAAGAAUCAAAACUGAGGCAACAAAUGCAGCAUCUUCUAGCUGAGGAGCAAACACAGAUCUCUUCUUUGACAUCGGAAAAGCAGGAACUGGAAGAGAAACUUGCUCUCAUCCCAAGGAUGGCCUCAGAGGAGGAGCCUUCAGAUAAGGCUGCAAAGAAGCCAUUUUCCUUGGAAGACAAAGAGAGGCUUGACAAACAGUUGCAUGAUAUGGCUGUAGUGAUUGAGAAAUUGGAGAGUAGCAGACAGAAGCUUCUAAUGGAGAUUGAUUCUCAAUCUUCAGAGAUAGAGAGACUUUUUGAGGAGAACUCUAGUCUCUCAUCUUCAUAUCAAGAGGCCAUGGGAGCUGUAGCACAGUGGGAAAGUCAGGUAAAAGACUGUCUUGAGCAGAAUAAGGAGCUCCGAGGAAUGUUAGAUAAGUUGAGAACAGAACAAGCAACAAAUAUGGAAAUCAAGAAAGACAUGUUAGAAACAGCUAAUAAAGGAGGAAACUCAAAUGGAACUGAUUUUCAAUCUUACCCAGAUGAAGUUCUUUCUUUGAGGGGUCAACUUGCUAAAGAACAGGGAAGAGCAGAUGGUUUAGCUGGUGAAGUAUUGCAGCUUUCUGCGCAUCUUCGACAAGCGAAACAGGCAUACGAUGGUCUAGCCCGACUAUAUAAACCAGUACUAAGGAACAUUGAGAGCAGUCUCAUAAAAAUGAAACAAGACCAUUCUUUAACUGUGCAAUGAAGACCAAAUUGACCAAAAUAUCAUUCUGUAUAAUCAAAUUUAGGGUCUUUUAUUGAACAUCCCACCCUAUAUUUACAUAUAUUUUUCUUCAUUGUUUUUU